Messenger RNA from Penicillium arizonense, 903 nucleotides. Its product is annotated as alcohol dehydrogenase catalytic domain-containing protein. Gene Ontology annotation, molecular function: zinc ion binding; oxidoreductase activity. Bases 1 to 903 code for a protein of 300 amino acids. The transcript has 2 exons. The record is from RefSeq and is a predicted model, not a curated record. NCBI's taxonomy places the organism in Eukaryota, Fungi, Ascomycota, Eurotiomycetes, Eurotiales, Aspergillaceae.
AUGGCACCAGAAACCAUGAAAGCGGCCUUAUGCAAAGAGGAAGGUGACAACCUGAGCAUCGGGGGCGCGAUCAUAGUGGAAGAUGUCGAUGUACCCAAGCCUGGUUCGCGAGAGGUACUGAUCAAGCUAGCAGCCGCCUCUCUCUGCAGCACCGAUCUGAGUGUGAUGGACGGAAUGUUUGGACCAAAAUGUCUUCCAGUCAUUCUGGGCCAUGAGGCAGUUGGAGUAGUUGCAGAGUUGGGGCCAGAAAGUGAGAGUUAUGGCUUAAAGGUUGGGCAGCUCGUAGGGGCACCACCCUAUACGGGAAUGUGCUUGGAAUGUCACAACUGUAAGAAAUUUGGGCCGGAUCACUGCUCUGCUAAGAAGGUCAAAGGAAUCAAUGCUCCCGGAUACUUCUCUGAGUACAGCCUGAUCGAUGCGGCCAGUGCCGUGAUUGUCGCUGACGAUGCGACACGGGUUGAUGAUGUCGGGCGGAUUUCUCCGAUCUUUUGUGCCGGUGUAACUGUUUGGGACGCCCUUGAGCGCGCACAGAUUGAGCCAGGGCAAUCACUGGCAAUCCUCGGACUUGGUGGACUUGGUCAAUUGUGUGCAAGAUACGCCACCGCCCUGGGAGCAAAGGUGUUCGCUCUUGACAUCCAGGACGCGCAGCUGAAUGAAGUCCGCAACACUGUACAUGAGGUCAUCAAUAUGAAAGACCUCUCGCCUGCCGAGGUCGAUGCGAAGAUGAAACAAGUCAACAAUGAGCGUGGGGCCGAAGUUGCAAUCGUGACUGCUGGGUCGUCUAUGGCAUAUCAAAUGGCUCUCAGCAUUCUUGAACCACUGGGAAGAAUUGUGGUGGUUGGCCUCCCGAAAGAGCCGCUCUCGAUCUCUGCUGGCCAAAUGUCUGCGAAUUGUACCAAGUAA